GUUGGUGUGGGUGUCGGUCUUAGGGGUAGCAGACAGCCCGUGAGUGGAAGCAGCACAGAAGACCUGAGAACCAUCUGGCAGGCCUCAACACAGAAGUUGCAUCAUGCGGGGGAAGGUAGACGUGCAGGGAAAGAAGGCCUUCAUCCUCUUGCUGGCCAUCAUCCUCCUGGCCUUCAUCUGUGGACUCAUCCUCAUCCUCAUGGCAUCUGCGCCGUCUAACCUGCAGAAUCAGCUCCAACCCAUGGAUGAGCAGGACACCGAUGAAGCAACAAAAGCAGAGGAAAAUCCAACUCUGGAAAAACACAUGGAUGCUGCAGAAGCCCCAAACAUGGAAGUGAAGACUCUGAAAGCACGGGAGGACAAGCUGGUGGUGGUCUCAGCAUCAGGAGGUGACAAAAUAAACCAUAAAAGGAUGAUCUUGGACGUAGAGUACGCCAACGUGGGGAAUGCCUAUGACAAGCAGACAGGUGUUUUCACAGCCCCCUACAAGGGCGUCUACUUCUUCACCUUAAGCUGCCACACAGAUGGUGGGGUCAUUCAUCUCGGCCUGCAUCGAGAGAAGGUGGAUUGGGGUGUCUGGUUCAUGGAGGUGUUGGACAACACCAAAGCUAAGAACCACAGUGCCACCGUCAGCAAGAUGGUACAGCUGGAGAAGGGAGACGGGGUGUACAUCCUACUUUUUGGAGACCAUGCUCCUCAGCGUCAUGUCGGACAAACGGUUUUCAGCGUCAUCCUUGUCCAUUCUAUGGAGAAUCUGGAGGAGCUGGCUGAAACUGGCAAACAUCAGGUGGCGUUCUCAGCCACGGGGGGCAACAAAACCAGAGAUGGCAGGUUAGUCUUUGACUACGCAAGCGUCAACAUGGGUAACGGAUAUGACACCCAGACAGGCGUCUUCACAGCCCCCAGCGAGGGCGUCUACUUCUUUACCUUAACCUACCACACGUUGGAUGGCAUCAUUGAUAUAUUUAUGCAUAAGACAGUGAGUCCGGGCAGUCUGUGGUGGUGGACACGUGUGAUGAACACCAUCAAAUAUAAGCACCACAGUGCCACCCUAAGCAAGAUCAGACACCUGGUGAAGGGAGACAUCGUCUAUUUGAAGCCUUGUAAAGACCAUGAUCUUCAACAUCAUCGCAACCAAACGAUUUUCAGUGGGUUCCUCGUAGCAGCAGGCAAACAGAAGGUGGUGGUCUCAGUCGAGGGCAGCAUAGAUGACAAGUUGGCGUUUGGCAAAGUGCACAUCAACAUGGGUAACGCCUAUGACAUCCAGACAGGUGUUUUCACAGCCCCCUCCGAGGGUGUCUACUUCUUCACCUUAAGCUGCUUCACGUAUUGGGGGAACAUUCAUGUUGGUGUGCAUCGGAAGAAGAUGGAUGGGAACACCGAGAGCAUGAUGGUGGCGUCUGCCUCCGUCGAUAAGGAUGGUGACGGUGCCACCGUCAGCAGGGUCAUACACCUGGGGAAGGGAGACGAGGUGUAUGUCAUGCCUCACGCUAAGCAUUCAUAUACAAGAUUGUUUUUCAGCGGCUUCCUCAUCAAUCCCGUGUAAACUAGAGGUUACCUGGCAGUAUGGGGUAGUAUCAGUACUGGAUGGAUGCUACCAUAUUUGUUGGCUUUUUAUUCAAUAGCAUUGGCGUGGCUUUUCUUGUGUGUAACGUUUCGUGUGUGGUUUGUGUUUUAAUUGCAUGAUGGCGUCCGGACUUUCUAUUUGGUAUUUCUAUUUGAAUAUCAAGCAUUAGGUUUGAACAGUUGGGUGUAUCGGCUGAUGCCACCUACUGGUACCGCUUUUCGUAUUUUGUAUUCCAUAUAUAACCCCUAAAGGAACCGCAGAAUGAUAGCGAUUCGGUUAAGUUUAGCUGCUAAUGUUAGCAAUCAUUGACAAUGGUUCCAAACUGUAGUUGGCCCGCGUGGCAAUUUUUGAUUUGGACAAAGCUAAAUGCUAAGAUUAUAUUUCGAGCUGCGAACAGUCUCACGUUUGUAAGUAUGCUUUGUGAAUUGGGGAGAAAAAAUGUGUGAUUAUGAUUAUUAUUGAUGUAUUCUUUGGAUCUUUCUGUAGCUGUUCAUGGUAUUCCAACACAUACUGGAGCUUGCAUUACCUGUGCAAUAAAGUAUUAA
Doryrhamphus excisus (bluestripe pipefish) is the source of this 2112-nucleotide messenger RNA. RefSeq lists its product as uncharacterized. The record is from RefSeq and is a predicted model, not a curated record. Gene Ontology annotation, molecular function: protein binding. NCBI's taxonomy places the organism in Eukaryota, Metazoa, Chordata, Actinopteri, Syngnathiformes, Syngnathidae.